CGCAGCCGCAGCUCCCCCUCAAUUUUCCCAGUAGUUUCCUUUCCGGUCGUGUCGUGCGUCAUUACCGUUGCGCCUUCUCAUUGGCCGAAUGACAGGUGACGGCGCCUGCGCACUGAAUUCUUUUGAGGGUCGUGGGCAGGCGCCAUUUUGGCCCUAGAGGUGCCUCUGGGAAGUAGUGCGCUGACCCACACACCUUGCCAGCCUGCUGGGUACGGCCUCUUCUGCCCGGGCUUUCUAGGUCGAAGUGUUCGCGUCUGCAGCUGUUGCUGCCUUACUCUCCGCAGCCUCCAAGGCCUCUAGUUGGGCGGGAGCCUCUGAGCACCGGAUCGCGCCAUCGGUGGUCACAGCGCCGGGAAGGAGGUGACGGGGGCGGCGCGGGGCGCAGACACUCCCCGCCGAGAGCCGCCUGCCAUGGACUCGGAAUAUUACAGCGGCGACCAGUCAGCAGAUGAUGGUGGCGCUACCCCAGUACAGGAUGAACGGGAUUCAGGGUCAGACGUUGAGGAUGAUGUAAAUGAGCAGCACUCUGGAUCAGACACUGGAAGUGUAGAACGUCAUUCAGAGAAUGAACCUAGUGAUCGAGAAGAUGGCCUCAAUAAAAGACAUCAUGUGACAGACUCUGAGAAUGAUGACCCCUCAAAUCUUAAUGCCAGUGACUCUGAAAGUGAGGAGCUUCAAAGGCAAAAGGACAGUGACUCUGAAUUUGAAGGGCAUGCAGAGCCUCCUGCGAGUGAUUCUGAAAACGAGGACGUCAAUCACCAUGGGAGUGACUCUGAGAAUGAGGAGACCAGGAAGUUACCUGUGAGUGACUCUGAAAAUGAGGAGCUGCUGAAUGGGCAUGCAAGUGACUCAGAAAAUGAAGAUGUUAGGAAGCCUCCUGCCAGUGAUUCAGAGGUUGAAGAGCUCCCCAAAAGUCCUGCCAGUUACUCGGAAACAGAGGAUGCUCUGAAACCUCAAGUCAGUGACUCUGAGAGUGAGGAACCCCCAAGACGCCCAGCCAGUGACUCGGAAAACGAGGAGCUUCCCAAGCCUCGGAUCAGUGACUCAGAAAGCGAGGACCCGCCAAGGCAGCAAGCCAGUGACUCGGAAAACGAGGAGCUUCCCAAACCCCGUAUCAGUGACUCGGAAAGCGAGGACCCCCCAAGGCAGCAAGCCAGUGACUCGGAAAACGAGGAGCUUCCCAAACCCCAAGCCAGUGACUCUGAGAGCGAGGAGCCUCGGAAGGGACCUGCCAGCGAUUCAGAAGCUGAGGCCGCCUCCAGGCACAAACAGAAGCCGGAGUCUGAUGAGGACAGCGAUGGGGAGAGUAAGAGAGAGGACCCAGAAACGCAGGCCGGUCCCUUUCACGCCGAUGCCAACGUAGACAGGAAGCGGUUCAGCAGUUCUGACAGCGAGGAGGAGGAGCCCAAAAGGCCCCAAAUCGACAGUGAUGAGGAUGAAGAAAAAGAGGGGGCGGAGGAGAAGGUAGCCAAGCGGAAAGCCGCUGUGCUUUCUGAUAGUGAUGAUGAAGAGAAAGCAUCAUCAAAGAAGAGUCGUGUUGUCUCUGACGUAGAUGACUCUGACAGUGAUGUUAUAUCAGACAAAUCAGGCAAAAGAGAGAAGACGAUAGCAUCUGACAGUGAAGAAGAAGCAGGGAAAGAAUUGUCUGAUAAGAAAAAUGAAGAGAAGGACCUGUUUGGGAGUGAUAGUGAGUCAGGGAAUGAAGAAGAAAAUCUUAUUGCAGACAUAUUUGGAGAAUCUGGUGAUGAGGAGGAGGAAGAAUUUACAGGUUUUAACCAAGAAGAUUUGGAAGAAGAAAAAAGUGAAACACAGGUAAAAGAAGCAGAAGAUUCAGAUUCUGAUGAUAACAUAAAGAGAGGAAAACACAUGGACUUUCUGUCGGACUUUGAGAUGAUGUUGCAGCGGAAAAAGAGCAUGAGUGGCAAGCGCAGGCGUAACCGUGAUGGUGGUACUUUUAUUAGUGAUGCCGACGACGUUGUGAGUGCCAUGAUUGUCAAGAUGAAUGAAGCUGCUGAGGAAGACAGACAGUUGAAUAAUCAAAAAAAGCCAGCACUGAAAAAAUUAACAUUAUUACCUACUGUGGUCAUGCACCUUAAGAAGCAGGACCUUAAAGAAACAUUUAUUGACAGUGGUGUGAUGUCUGCCAUCAAAGAAUGGCUCUCCCCUCUACCAGAUAGGAGUUUGCCGGCACUAAAGAUUCGAGAAGAGCUGUUGAAGAUCCUGCAAGAGCUACCUAGUGUGAGCCAGGAGACCCUGAAGCAUAGUGGGAUUGGACGAGCAGUGAUGUAUCUCUAUAAACACCCCAAGGAAUCAAGGUCCAACAAGGACAUGGCAGGGAAAUUAAUCAAUGAAUGGUCUCGGCCUAUAUUUGGUCUUACCUCAAACUACAAAGGAAUGACAAGAGAAGAAAGGGAGCAGAGAGACCUAGAACAGAUGCCUCAACGGCGAAGAAUGAACAGCACUGGUGGUCAGACACCCCGAAGAGAUUUGGAAAAGGUGCUGACAGGAGAGGAAAAGGCUCUUAGACCUGGAGAUCCUGGAUUCUGUGCCCGGGCAAGGGUCCCCAUGCCCUCGAACAAGGACUAUGUUGUCAGGCCCAAGUGGAAUGUGGAAAUGGAGUCGUCCAGGUUUCAGGGGACCUCCAAGAAGGGUAUCAGUCGACUGGAUAAACAGAUGAGAAAGUUCACAGACAUCAGGAAAAAAAGCAGAUCUGCACACGCAGUAAAAAUCAGCAUCGAGGGCAAUAAAAUGCCCUUGUGACUGCCUGGGAGGUUCCAUAUCUCUGCUUUUAAGAAAUGCGCAAUGGACUCUUUGGAGAAAGAUGAUAUUUUAAAAACUUUUUUAGUGUACCUGUAAAUGAUUCAGCUUGUAUCAAAUGUUGUCAUAGGACUUGCAUUUCUCUCAGUUAUAUUUAAAACCAUUUGUGUGCACUUUGUACAGAAGAAUACUAGUCGUACUUCUAUCAACUUUACACAAUAAAAUUCCAUUCUGGUUUUGGGGGGCUGUCUCUUCAUUGUCUUCGAGGAUGCAUUCUCCAUGGGGGUGAAAUGGGUUCUUGGUGAGUGCAGAAAAAUGUUAGAUAUUACAGUGGUUUGUGGCCCUUCAGAGUGCAGCCUGCCGAGCCGUGGUGUGGUUUGUCUGGUCGUUACCCUUGGUUCCCGACCAUGAGCUCCUCCAACCCUUGGCAUUCCUGGGUGCUAGGGGCGUCUUUGUGAUGCGAAUGAGGUGGGUCAUGGUAGACCCCUGGAGAGCUUUAGGGUAGGGGCGGGUCGCCAGAAAGGGCGUUCCACAUAAUUAGAGGGUCGGGACUUUGGGCAGGCCUCAUGGGCUGGGGGCUGGGGGGUGCUGGAGAUUGACGUAGUCAUGUUGCCCAGUGAUGUAAUCAGUGAUGUCCAAAAGUGAAGCCCAGUUAAAGACUCCGGACACUGAGGCUCUGAUUGGUGAACACACUAACGUGCUGAAAUGGCGAUUGGGCCUUGAUUCCACAAAGAAAGGGUGCAGAAGCUCUGUGUUUCCUCCCGGACCUCACCUCGCCCUGUGUGUGUCUUCAUUUGGCUGGUACUCCUCAUUUGAAUCCUUUGCAAUAAAACUAAUU
Messenger RNA from Physeter macrocephalus (sperm whale), 3595 nucleotides. RefSeq names its product interacts with SUPT6H, CTD assembly factor 1 (gene IWS1). The transcript is spliced from 14 exons. NCBI's taxonomy places the organism in Eukaryota, Metazoa, Chordata, Mammalia, Artiodactyla, Physeteridae. Bases 412 to 2760 code for a protein of 782 amino acids. Gene Ontology annotation, cellular component: nucleus. Gene Ontology annotation, biological process: poly(A)+ mRNA export from nucleus. The record is from RefSeq and is a predicted model, not a curated record.